Molecule: messenger RNA, 1494 nt
Organism: Fragaria vesca subsp. vesca
Lineage: Eukaryota; Viridiplantae; Streptophyta; Magnoliopsida; Rosales; Rosaceae
Product: F-box only protein 8-like
Exons: 3
Coding region: 82-1494 (470 amino acids)
Molecular function (GO): protein binding
Source: RefSeq, a predicted model, not a curated record
AAGAUUCCAAACCUCUAGGCCUUUCCGAUAAGGCUCUCAGUUCACGCGCCGACGCCUUGAGUCUUUGUUUUGCUGACCACCAUGAGAGAUGGUACAGAAGGAGUUCACAGUUCACGAUCGUCACUUGUAGCUGUACCCGUGUCUGAUCAGCUUCAUCACUCGAAAAGAAUAAAACGAUCAUCAUCAAUAGCCGUAGCAACAAGACCGUCAUCAAUAUUGAUGAAUAAUAUCAACAUUGGUGAUCUUCCAGAGGGUGUCUUGGUUGAAAUCCUGAGUCGACUUCCUUGCUAUAAAUAUGUUUCUCAGUGCAAGUGCGUAUCCAAGCAUUGGUGCAGUCUCAUGUCUGAUCCUAGUUUCAUUGGUCGCUUCCUAUGUCUCCAAAGUGAUAAACAGACAGAAAUAAUCCGUAGUCUGAUAAACAGACGAGGGGUGGAAUUUCUCAAAAGACUAUCAUCGUCGGGCAAGCCGCUAACCCGGUUAUUUGGAAGUCUUAUGAGUUUUAACCAUUUGAACGAGGAGCCAAUUGUGGUAGGUACCUAUAAUGACUUAGUAUUGUGCUGUGCAAGCAAUUUAUAUCAACGUGAUUACUACAUCUGCAAUGCAUACACAAACCAAUGGGUACCUCUUCCUCCCCCUCCUCAACUCUGCCAGUUCGCAGCAGUGGGAUUUAUCUGCGAUCUUCCUUACUACCAGUGCAGGAAAGACAAAGACAUUCACGACCACAUCCAACUUAAUACUGAUUUUAGGUACAGGGUUGUGAGAUUAAUUGAUGAUCCUGAAAAGAAAUUAUCCUGCAAAUUCAAAGUACAGAUCUUCUCUUCUGAGACCGGUGAAUGGACUGAAUCAAUUGUCACAACCCCAUCACCUGUUCAUAAUAAUUCCAUCGAUACCCAAAUAUACUUUCCCUGGAAUGGUGUGUUGUAUUGGAUGGCUCAUGAUUGCGACUUUCUUAUUGGAGUAGAUCCAUUCAUGAUCACCGACAGGAAUAGUACUAGUGUACCUAGUACUAGCAGUUAUGGUACUCCUGAUGAUGGUAUUGUGUGUAGGUGUGAACAGAGGGUGUUAGGUCACGACCUUGAAACCCUUGUUUUGUAUGUUGUGGAGUUGAAUGAAGAAGAAGUCUCCACGGCAGCCGGCAAGUUUUGUUUGGAUCAGAGGGUGAAGAAUUAUGCACUGGAUUGGGAAAUGGUUCCAGAUGAUGAUGCCAUGUACCUAGUCCUUCCUCUUGGUUUUGACCCUAGUGACGAUGGGACCGUGUAUCUGCAUAUAGGUGAAGGUUAUUCUAUUGGAGAGAUUUUCAGGUACAACAUUCAUACAGGAGAAUGGUUAAAGAUAGUUGAAAAGAGUUUACUCGAGCGUUUUAAGUUCUACCCACUGGUGCUCCCAUGGGUGCCAACACCAGUUCCAAGACUACCCGAACAUGCCAGACUCGUCAAGUCUCCAAAUUCCAACUUGGCAACUUGCAAAGGCCUACUUUGCUCUAGCAUCGUGUAA